ACCACCGAGGCUGGCUGGCUGGCUGGUUGGGGCUAUUAAUUUAUCGGUGUGAAGUGGCUGUCGGAGCGGAUUGAUGUGGAAAGGACAGCGGAGAGGACACGCAGACUGUCCCGGCCGAGUAGAGACACCGGUCAGCUGGUAGAAAGAGAGAGAGAGAAAGAGAGAGAGAGAGAAAGAGAGAGAGAGAGGCAGAAAGAGAAAGAGAGAGAUAGAGAGAGGCAGAAAGAGAGAGAGAGCCUGCACGUCUUCUCAGGGGCUCAGUCUGAGAAACCUGGGGCAUAAAUGAUGUCUGCCACGAGCAUUGACCCUCAGACAUCGAAAGGACAAGAUGCAAGCAAAGCCUUUCCAGUUUCAGUGCAGAAUGGUUCCCUCCACCAGAAGGACACGGUCCAUGACAACGACUUCGAGCCCUAUCUCACCGGCCAGUCUAAUCAGAAUAACAGCUAUCAAUCCAUGACAGACCCUUACCUGUCCAGCUACUAUGCCCCCUCCAUUGGGUUUCCUUACCCCCUCAGUGAGGCUCCGUGGUCUACAGGAGGCGAUCCACCAAUUCCCUACCUGACACCCUAUGCCCCCCUCAGCAAUGGAGACCAUCACUUCAUGCACGACACAGUAUUUGGGCAGCCGGGGGGGCUCAGCAGCAGCAUUUAUCCACACAGGUUUAACUUCUUCCCAGAGAACCCGGCUUUCUCCGCAUGGGGGACCAGUGGCUCCCAGGGCCAGCAGACUCAAAGCUCAGCGUACGGGGGGAGUUACAGCUAUCCACCCAGCUCUCUAGGAGGCACAUUAGUCCCCGAUGGCCAGACGGGUUUCCAUAGCGACACCCUGAGCAAGGCUCCAGGUAUGAACAGCCUAGAGCAGGGCAUGCUGGGCCUAAAAAUAGGCGGGGAUGUGACAGGAAGCGGCUCGGGUGUGAAGAAUACAGGCUCUGUGAUCGGUGGCGGUGGCGGUGUAGCUGCAGCUGUCGCCACGGGCAACGGCGGCACACCAAUGGGAAUGCCCCCUCCGAAGCCUACAUCGUGGGCCGCUAUUGCUAGUAAACCUGCCAAGCUGCAGCAACAAAAGACCAAGAACAAGCCCGGCACGCCCAUAGCUGGAGGACCUCUGCCUCCCCCGCCCAUUAAACACAACAUGGACAUCGAUACUUGGGAUAAUAAAGGGGUCGCUACCAAGAUGGCGCCUCCUUUGCCACCCCACCACCACCAUCACCACCAACACCACCACCACCAACAGCAUCACCAACAGCACCAGCCGCAGCAGCUUCACUCCCACCCUCCCAGCCUCUUACCCCCCCUCCAGCAGUCCCUACAGUCUGCCCAGUCCCUCGUGCAGCAGAUGACCAUGCAGGGCCCUCCGCCUCCUCCUCCGCAGUCUUACCAGAACCACAACUCCGCUCCAACACCUCAGACCCGCUGGAUAGCCCCACGCAGUCGCAACCUGUGCUACGGCGGUGGGAGCUUGGACAGUAGUGGCUCCUCUAACGGCGGCGGUGUUGGUAACGGAGGUGGAGGCGGUGGGUGCAUGCCUCCGGAGCUGGGAUCAGAGUCCCACCCGGUCCUGGAGAAGCUGCGAGCCGCCCACAGUUACAACCCAAAGGAGUUUGACUGGAACCUGAAAAACGGCCGAGUGUUCAUCAUCAAGAGCUACUCCGAGGACGACAUCCACCGCUCCAUCAAGUACUCCAUCUGGUGCAGCACGGAGCACGGCAACAAACGUUUGGACUCGGCCUUCAGAGCGAUGAACUCUAAAGGUCCCGUCUACUUGUUGUUCAGCGUCAACGGCAGCGGCCAUUUCUGCGGCGUGGCGGAGAUGCGAUCGCCUGUGGACUAUGGCACCAGCGCCGGUGUUUGGGCGCAGGACAAGUGGAAGGGCAAGUUUGACGUGAACUGGUUGUUUGUUAAGGACGUGCCUAAUAGCCAGCUUCGCCACAUCCGCCUGGAGAACAAUGACAACAAGCCAGUCACCAACUCUCGUGACACUCAAGAGGUUCCUCUGGAGAAGGCGAAGCAGGUGCUCAAGAUUAUCGCCCAGUACAAACACACCACCUCCAUCUUUGAUGACUUUUCCCACUAUGAGAAGAAGCAGGAGGAGGAGGAAGUGGUGAAAAAGAGCUACGAGCCUGCCUCAAUACCGAGCCGAUCCCGAAUCGAUCAGGAUCGUCAGAAGUAAAACGACAGAAGCCGACUUCUUGAAAGCUCGACCCACGGUCCUGCUCGGACGGACAUAAUGAAAUUUAGAUUUAAAAUAGAAAACACAAGGACAUAAAACAUAAAUAAAUAAAUAAAAAAACUAAUAUUUUUUUCUAUUUAAUUUUGUUGACUUUGGCCCAUGUCAAACUUUUGAGCCACAUCGCUCCUGGUUCCCAGUCUUUCAGAUGCGUGCAGGGAUGAAGCUAGUUCCACCAGUUGAAUCGCUUCAAUGAGAUAUAUUUUCUUGUUUUUUCUGUAUUUUUUAGCCUUAUAAAUCUCUAUUGCUACCCCCCCUCCCCGCCCCCCUCUUGGAACUUGCAUUCUUAACUUAAAUAUAAGUAACAAAUAUCUGCACGUCUGUUUUGAAAAAUCAACAUGCUGCUGAUAUUCAGUGACUGUUCACUUUUGUGGUUUGUGUGUUGGAGAAAUGUUAAAGUGCUUGUAUUGGUUAAUCUUAACGAGUGUACAACACUUUCUUGACAAAUGUCUGCUAAAUGUGUGUGGCCAGUUGUAUUUUAUAUUAUCAGAAGAAGAGAGAAAAAAAAGAGAACUUCUAUAAUGCCCUUUUUUUCAUUGCAGGGGUGUCUUACUUUAGUGGAGGAAUGUGGACACUGAAAGUUGCUGUAUGCGUAGAUAUUAAAAGUCUCUGUAUGCAUAUAGACAUUAAAAUUAUCUGUAUGCAUAGAAAUAAUCAUGCAAGGUUGUGACAUUAGAAAGUAUAAAUGUUAGAAACAUAUUUUGAAUAAUGUAUCACCUGGCUUACAACUGAUUUAACAUUUAAAGUGGAGAAAAUGCGUCUUAAAACUGAUUUAACAUUUAAGGUGGAGAAAAUGCAUCUUUUUUUUCUCUCUGGGGUGGAGCCUUAACGUUUCUUUUCAUCAAAAAUGUAGAUGAUUUUUUUGUUUUCCAGUACUGUACCUCAAAAUGUUUGAGCUAGAGAUUCAGGGAAAAGAUGUCGAGAUCAAAAUGCUCUUAAAGGUAUUCCCUCUCUUUCUUAUUUAUUGGAUGAAAAAAAAAACACAAAUAUACUGUAUGAGUUCUGGUUUUUAUCAACACAAAAAAAUGUGCUUUCUGUCUAUUUCCCUGUUGGUCUUUUUUUUUUGGGUAGCUUUUAUUUCCUUCUGUUCCCGCGCUGAUCCAACAGGGGUCUCUGUUUAUUAAAAAUCUGGAGAUAAUGUAGCAUGUACUGCUUUUAAAAACCGAAGCCAGGCUUGUCACUUUGUUAACUCUUUUUUGUUUCUUACACUUUAUUAACAUAAUUAUAAUCUUGGCAUUUUCAUUUUCAUUGCUAUAACCUUUCCACCAUCAUCCUCAGAAAAAUGUAAGCUUUAAUGUAUCGGCAUUUCUAACUUGAGAUUGCCUCAAAAUGUUUAACUGUAGCAUUAUACUUAACUGAUUUAUUGUCAAGUGUAUGGAAAACCCAGAGACUAGCCUAUAUGGUAUAUGUUUGUGACUUUUUUUAAUUGCUUGCUGUAUCGUUUGUGAGUGUGUGUGAGUGUAUGUGAGUGUGUGCGUGUGUGUGUGUGUGCAAGUGUGAAAGAAUAGAGAGGGAGUAUGACUGUAGAGCAAUCAGAGUUAUAUAACGGUAUUGGAAUAUAGAAAAUUUAUGCAAAAAAAAAAAAAAAAGUUUUAAGUCACCCCUGAAUUAAAUAUCCAUUGUAUCAGAGGUCACUAUCACAUUCUUAGAUUUGAUCAUGUUCAUUAUUAAAGAUAUACUUAUCUGUU
Scomber scombrus (Atlantic mackerel) is the source of this 3914-nucleotide messenger RNA. It is a transcript of the gene ythdf1, whose product is annotated as YTH N6-methyladenosine RNA binding protein F1. The record is from RefSeq and is a predicted model, not a curated record. Gene Ontology annotation, cellular component: cytoplasm. Bases 283 to 2169 code for a protein of 628 amino acids. Gene Ontology annotation, molecular function: mRNA binding; N6-methyladenosine-containing RNA reader activity. Gene Ontology annotation, biological process: mRNA destabilization. The transcript is spliced from 6 exons. NCBI's taxonomy places the organism in Eukaryota, Metazoa, Chordata, Actinopteri, Scombriformes, Scombridae.